CUCCUGCAGCGGGGGCGGCCUGGGAAAGCGGGAGCGGGUCGGGCCCGAGCUGCCGCUGGCACCUUGACUGCUCGUACGGGGCGAAUCGUUUGGCUGGUGGUGCUUUGCCUCUGCAGGUGGGAGCCGGCACAAUGGCCACGGGCAGCAGCUGGGCGUGGAAGCCCAUCGCACGGAACGCCCUGUUUGCACGCGCCUACCACUCGUGCGACGUGGUGCAAGGGAAGCUGCUGCUCUUUGGGGGGCUGAAGUCGGGCGAGCCCAAAGAGCCCCCACUGGGGGACAUGGUGGCCUUUGACCCCACCCUGCUGACGGCUGAGACAGUGGGCCCCAACGGCGGGGACCGGCGCAGCCACCAUGACACGGCGGUGCUGGCUAACCGCUGGCUAUGCGUGGUGGGGGGCUGGGACGGUGCCCACAGGGUCUCGGCCGUGUGCUGCUGGGACACCGAGCAGGGACAGUGGGAGCGUUGGGCCGAGGGGCCCUCCAACGACCCCCCCGUGGGGCUCAGCAGCCACACCUGUACCAAGGUGUCAGAGCAUGAGCUGCGGGUGGUGGGCAGGGAGGGUGGACUUCGCACACAGAGGCGCUUCGCCAGCAUCUACACCCUGCGCGUCAACCCUGCCACCAAGACCUACUGGUACAAGGAGGAGGAAUCGCGGACAGCCUCUCGGGCUGGACACUCGGCCAUGCUGCUCCGUGAUGCAGGUGGCUACCAGCUGGUGGUGUUCGGGGGCCGUGAUUCCUCCGACUGCGAGGUGGCCGGGCGCUGGGGCAAGGGGAAAAUCCACGUAGAGUCCAUCCAUGCCCCCAAGAUGACAGAGCAGCUCUCCCGUCUGGUUGGCUCCGAGAAUGGCUCACGGCAGGCUCCAAAAGGCCUGAGGCACCAAUCCUGCACGGUGGUGGGUCCCUUCGCAGUGGCAUUUGGUGGGGAGACCCUAACGAAGGGGCGAGACACCGUCUGUAACGAUCUCUAUGUCUACGAUACAAGGUGCUCGCCACCGAGCUGGUUCCGCUUCCCCUGCUCGGAUCGGGGCCAGAAGAGAGUUGGGCACCGCACAUGCCUUUGGAAUGACAAGCUCUAUCUUGUGGGGGGCUUUGGCCCAGAUGGGAAGACCCCCUGCCCUGAGAUCUGUGUCUUAGAGAUCCCCUAGUGAGGAAGAGGAGAGAGAUGAGGAUGUCCCCCUCCUCGCUGGUGCCCUCCUCACCCUUUCCCACGCAAUCGCACUGCUCCUGCAAUCAACCCUGAGAGCCAGCUCUGUUUAUAUGUAAUAAAAGUGCCCCUUGUUGGCCCAGCAACCCCUCCUCUCCGCAGGGAGCUGCAUGCUGGCACCAAGGGUUUAACUCAAACACAGAGAGAGAUUGGGGAGAAAGGGUUUCUUUGUUAAAGAGUCAGACAUGCACCCACCCGCCAGUCUCUAGGAACACGCAGUCGGCUCUCUGCAGCCUCCAGCACAGCCAGGAGAGGCCAGGUGUGGUGGUGCUGACAUGUAAGCAAGCGGGGGGAAAAGAAACCAAACAUGGCUGGAUGGGGUAGGUCUUGGUGAUCUGCUGAGCGCGGGGGAAGGGUGGGGAGCUGUUCUCCCCCCCCCCCAUGGAUCACCAUUAAAAUAAAGCCUUCCACCCUCUUGAGAAUUCAUCAGAGGAAAUAACUGGCCGGCCCAGCCCUUGUCUGAGGCAGGGCUGGGAAACAGCCUGGCGCUAGAGCCGGUCCUGUAAAACAAAAGCUGU
This is a messenger RNA of Gopherus evgoodei (Goodes thornscrub tortoise), 1728 nucleotides long. RefSeq names its product kelch domain containing 9 (gene KLHDC9). The record is from RefSeq and is a predicted model, not a curated record. Gene Ontology annotation, molecular function: cyclin binding. The transcript has 5 exons. Lineage: Eukaryota; Metazoa; Chordata; Testudines; Testudinidae. Bases 132 to 1151 code for a protein of 339 amino acids.